AUGCGACUGCUGCUCUUCUCUUUGGUACCAGCGCAAAUUUUGGCGCAACCGCCUGGCUGGGCAGUCGGCUGGGGUGGUCUGGACCCGGCAAACGCGGACUCAGCAGGAAACCUGCGAGAGGAGCGUGAUGAGGCACGGGCCCAACUGGCCCGCUGCCUACAGGGCGAGGAUGCAGCCCUCAAGGGCCCUGGAAAAACAGAUUGGCCUUUCAGAAAGCGACCGGAGACACCGGUGUGGCCCUUCCUGCUGGGUGGCAUCAGCCUGGUUUUGUUGGGUGCGGUUUGCCUGUGGCAGACGCGACGCCCGCCAGUUGCUACAGGUGGCAAGUUUCUCAGCAUAGAGCCAGACCUCCGAGUCCCUCUCCGAGGCAGAAGACAGGCGGCACAGACUGCGCAAGAGAUGCAACAUGGCUCUUGGGCGGACUUCUGCAGGCCUGUGGUGCUGCUGCGAGCGCUGCGCAGCCGCCUGUCGCCGAUGAGGUGCCGUCCGAGCGAGAUACUCGAAGCCUGCCGGCGGAAAGCCUGGAGGCUCGUGCCAAGCAUGCCUGGGGCCACUCAAAACUGCCAAUGCAGUGGGAGGAUUGGCGACAUCAGUGCAAAGCUGGGCGCCUUUGCAGCUCCAGCGAGGGCGCUGGUCUCCGGAUGCUCGAGUUGUGCGGCGAAGAUGAGGAAGAUAUUGCGCGGGUUUUGGAGAAGUGACGAUUGGGAUCUUGAUGAAGAGCCCGGGUUGGAAACGCCGGUUCUUUGGCGCCAGAGGGCACAGUCCGCGCGGCAAGCCCUGCAGAAGGCCCAGGCGCAGCUGGAGCGCUGCCUGGCGGAGGCCGCGCAGCGCGUGGAGGAGACCCGAAAGAAGGCCGAGGCCGCCGAGGCGGAGAAUCUUCGCUUGGCGAAGCAGCUGGCAGAGUGGAAAAGUCGGGCCGAAGCCGCCGAGCAGCUCGCGCGGAAAUCGCGAGGGGAGGUGGAGGAGUUGAAGGCUUCCUUCAAGAAGGCGGAAGAGACGGCCAGCAAAGCCAGGCAGGAGCUGCAGAGCGCGCGGCGCCGCGCCGAGGUGGCCGAGACGAUCGCCGUGCGCACUGCGCGUGUGCGAGAUGUGCGAGGCGAGCGACAGUCCCAGGAGGAUCGCAGCACAUCUCGCACACGCAAGCUGGAUCUGGAGGCUGGAUCCCAACCUGGGACUCCACAUGCCUCACCAUCACCGCGUCCUUCGCUGACAAAGGCAUCAUCGCCUAGCACUUCAACAAAGGACAAGGCCGGUUCUCAGCCGGGCACCCCGCGACAAUCUGCUCAG
Symbiodinium necroappetens is the source of this 1287-nucleotide messenger RNA. NCBI's taxonomy places the organism in Eukaryota, Dinophyceae, Suessiales, Symbiodiniaceae. The record is from the annotation of a GenBank genome assembly.